Molecule: messenger RNA, 1595 nt
Organism: Eurytemora carolleeae
Lineage: Eukaryota; Metazoa; Arthropoda; Copepoda; Calanoida; Temoridae
Product: DAZ-associated protein 1
Exons: 10
Coding region: 430-1569 (379 amino acids)
Cellular component (GO): cytoplasm
Molecular function (GO): RNA binding
Source: RefSeq, a predicted model, not a curated record
UAAGUUAAGACACUUCUUGUCAGACCCAUGUACAAAAUUGAUACAAGGUCAGUGAGUCUCUCUCGUUGAUGAUUAGCUUGGUAAUAUCCUAGAGAACAAUAUGUGAAAUGUGUUCGCAAUAACUUUUUAUUUUUCAGAAUAUUCAAGCAAACAGUUGAAAGAAUAAGAAAAUUAAUUCUGGUGAGAGGGUGGUGAGAGAUCCUAGAGAGUAUCGAGAGAGAUACUGAUAGAUUCAAGAGAUACCAAGCUUCAGAGAGAUACAAAGAGUUCGAGAGAUACACUUGAACUAUAAAGAUAUAGCCGGAAGAGAGCUUAAAGUUCUUAGAUAAACUAGAGAUAAAAAUCAAAAGACAAAUUUGUUAAGAUUGAGUUCGUAAAGUAGAAAGAGGUGAGUUUUAGAGAUUUGAGCUUAUAAAAGAGAUAGUUAGAAUGCCUAGGCAAACUAGUGAAGAGGAUGCGCAUAAGCGUAUGUUUAUCGGAAAGCUCAAUCCGAAUACGGAUGAUACCGCGCUCAGAAAUUAUUUCGGUAAUUUCGGCGACAUUGUGGAUUAUAUCAUCAUGAGGUAUCCGGAUACAAAAAGAUCUAAAUGCUUCGGGUUUGUCACGUUUCGUGAUAUCCGGUGUUUCGAACAUGUACUGGAGACGCAGCCCCAUUAUGUAGAAGGAGCGCUUGUAGAGUUGAAAAGAGCAGUCCCUAGGGAUGAAAUGCCGGGAAGGGAAGGACGGGAGAACUUCAAGCGUGGAGGUCAGACUGGAUCUAUGUCUGGACGCCUCUUUGUGGGUCGACUCAACUACGAUACUAAUGAUACAGUACUCAGAGCUUACUUUGAAAGGUUUGGAGAGUUGACCGAUAACGUGAUUAUGCGGUAUCCGGACACUAAGCGGUCAAAGGGGUUCGGAUUCGUUACAUUCAAAGACCCGAAAUGUCUGGAGGACUGUAUAAACUCUCAACCUCAUGUUAUUGAUGGAAAAGAAGUCGAGCUUCAACGUGCAACUCCAAAGGAGGAUAGAGGGGGUGGGGGACCUAUAAAGCCCAACUACAGGGGACGGGAGAACGAAAUGCCCGUUGGAGAGGCCCUGGACCCCGAGCAUAAGCUCUUAAGGAAGCUGUUUAUUGGGAACAUGAAUUAUAGCACGACAGAGGCUGAGCUGCAAGAAUAUUUUGAAAGGUAUGGAAAGCUGGAGGAGUGUAGUUUAAUGAAGUUUAAUGACACUGGCAGGUCUAGAGGGUUCGCCUUCCUCACCUUUGAGAAGGCGUUUAUGGUGGAUGAUUGCCAGCGCGCACGUCCUCAUGAACUAGGGGGGAAAGAGCUUGAAGUAAAGCGCGCAGCUCCAAAGCAUGGUGCACGAGAUGCUGAAGCUCUGGCUAACAUUAAAAAACUAUGGAUCGGCGGGAUGGACGAUUCUAUAUCAGACGAUGAUCUCAGGGACUAUCUCAGCGAUUUCGGUGAGGUGAUUUCUGUGAGCCAAGUGAAGUGUCAUGAUACAGGGAAGAAACGUGGAUUUGGAUUUGUAGAAUUUGAUGAUCAUGACCCGGUAGAUAAGGUAAACAGGAUUAUACAGUUUUAAGAUGAUUUUAAAAUAUGGGGAAAUUG